Molecule: messenger RNA, 1522 nt
Organism: Drosophila simulans
Lineage: Eukaryota; Metazoa; Arthropoda; Insecta; Diptera; Drosophilidae
Gene: Hsdl2
Product: hydroxysteroid dehydrogenase-like protein 2
Exons: 1
Coding region: 181-1422 (413 amino acids)
Cellular component (GO): mitochondrion
Source: RefSeq, a predicted model, not a curated record
CAGUGUGCGUGAGAGCGGCGAGUGUGUGUGCGUGCAUGAAACUCGACGACUUGUUGUGUGGAUCAAAUCGGUUGAAUCUGCACUUUGGACUUUCUCUUGGAAUCUUCGAUUGAGAGCACUGUCACCGUUACCAGUGGGAAUCGAGAUCUCACGGCGAGCGGUCUUUAAACUUUGGACAGGAUGAUCAACACAGGAAAACUAGCAGGACGGACCCUGUUCAUCACGGGAGCCUCGCGCGGAAUUGGCAAGGAGAUUGCUCUAAAGGCGGCCCGCGAUGGAGCCAACAUUGUGGUGGCGGCCAAGACGGCGGAGCCGCAUCCCAAGCUGCCGGGCACCAUCUACUCGGCUGCGGAGGAGAUCGAGAAGGCCGGCGGAAAGGCCUAUCCCUGCGUGGUGGAUGUGCGGGAUGAGCAACAGGUGCGCAGCGCCGUGGAGGCCGCGGUGGCCAAGUUCGGUGGCAUCGACAUUGUGGUCAACAACGCCAGCGCCAUCUCGCUGACCAACACCCCGGAUACGGACAUGAAGCGCUACGAUCUGAUGCACAACAUCAAUACUCGAGGCACCUUCCUGGUGUCCAAGGUGUGCCUGCCAUACCUGAAGAAGAGCAACCACGCCCACAUUCUCAACAUCUCGCCGCCGCUGAGCAUGAAGGCCAAGUGGUUUGGCCCCCAUGUGGCCUACACCAUGGCCAAGUACGGCAUGUCCAUGUGUGUGCUCGGCAUGGCCGCGGAGUUCAAGGACCAGGGAAUCUCCGUCAACGCUCUGUGGCCGCGCACUGCCAUUCACACGGCGGCCAUCGAGAUGCUGACGGGUCCAGAUUCCGCCCAGUGGUCACGCAAGCCGGAGAUCAUGGCCGAUGCGGCCUACGCAAUCCUGACCCGUGAGCCCAGGCAGUCCACUGGUCAGUUCUUUGUGGACGACGAGGUGCUGGAAUCGGCGGGCAUCACCGAUCUCACUGACUACGCCUGCAUCCGCGAGAACGCCGACAAGCUGAUGGUGGACUUCUUCGUGGAGGAGAAGGGAGCUCCGGUAGAGACUGAAGCUGCGGCAGGAGAUGCUGCUGCUGCUCCCGCAAGUGGAGGAGACGCCAAGAUUCCGCAGCUGUUCCGGAAAAUCGAAUCUCUCCUCUCGCCCGAGAUCGUCUCGAAGACGCAGGCUGUCUUCCAGUUCAACAUCAGCGGCGCCGAGCAGGGCACCUGGUUCCUGGACCUGAAGAACGGCUCCGGAUCCUGCGGUGCCGGAACGCCACCUGCCGUUCCCGACGCCACGCUCACCAUGAACUCGAACAACUUCUUCGACAUGUUCUCGGGUAAACUGAAGGCGGCUCCCGCCUACAUGACCGGCAAGCUGAAGAUCAGCGGCGACUUCCAGAAGGCUCUCAAGCUGGAGAAGCUAAUGAAGGCGCUCAAGUCCAAGCUGUAGGUGCAAUUGAGUGGCAGACUUUUUUAUUGUUUACAAGCGUUUCAGUUAUGUAUGUAUGUAUUUUCCUAAUAAAGUAUGAGAUUCCUUAGAAAUUCCAAAA